Messenger RNA from Lymnaea stagnalis (great pond snail), 1553 nucleotides. The record is from the annotation of a GenBank genome assembly. NCBI's taxonomy places the organism in Eukaryota, Metazoa, Mollusca, Gastropoda, Lymnaeidae.
CUCGAUUCGUCCUCCAAUCCCAAACUUAACCAACCUCUGGGAAGAAGGCGUCAUUCCAUUUGUCAUAGAUGGAAACUUUACAGCAGACGGGAAGGCGCUUUUGUUGGACGCCAUCAUUCAGUGGCAAAUGAAAACGUGCGUUGUCUUUGUUGACAAAGCGCCUCAACAUAAAGACUACGUAGUUUUCACCAAGUUGCCCUGUGGCUGUUGUGCUGCAGUGGGCAACCAACGAACCGGGCCGCAACCCAUCUCCAUUGGAGAUGGUUGUGAGCAAACGGGAAUAGUUCUCCACGAACUGGGACAUGUCAUUGGACUAUCGGAUGUUACAGAUGAUAUCCCCCAGGCCAGCCCAAUACAUCAGCUGAUUAAUGUGAGCAAUUCCGUCAACGGAAGCGCUCCGGGAACUACAACAAAGACAUUGGAGUCUCUAUUUAAUCUAACCAUGGACGUAAUUAUAACCAAUGAUAAGAUGAAAGCAUCCGAUACAGAAGAGGAACGAGAUGAAUCGAUCUCAGAGAACGAUAGCAUCAUGCGGUACGGAGAAAAACUAUUUCAGAGCAAGCUCUAUUCCAAUCAUCCAAACGAAGUCAAAUACGUCGAGUCAGCUGAUUUCUUCAUUGAAUUGAAAAUGAAGAUUUAUGUAUCAGACGUCAAAGCAACGAACGAAUUCUACAGGUGUCCGAAAUGCGGAAAGUCAUUUCAGCACCCCAAAGGUAAUGUCACACACCUUCCCUUGGCAAACGCAUCGGCCUUCUGUCAGUGGCGCAUUAUCGCUGGAUACGGGGAGACUGUCCUGUUUAAAAUCACAGGAAUGCACUUUAACGCCAGCUGCGAUGACACUUAUUUAGAAAUUCGGGACGGGCCGAGCAAAAGCUCCGCCCUUCUGGAGAAGUUAUGCGCCGGCAGUGCGCCCCUAAGCGUAACAUCUACGGGGCCUCUGAUGUUCAUUGAGUACAGAUCCAAGACGGGUCCGGGCGAAGGAUUUGAAGGGAACUAUAUGUUUCUAUGUGGCGGAGAAAUUACAGUUGAAGAUAAAGUUUAUCUGGGGAGUCCGAAUUACCCUUACGAGUAUGUGCCAAAUAAGAACUGUUCGUGGAAGUUGUCUGCCGGAAAGGGCUUCAGGAUUGUGUUGAGACUCGAGCUCUUCAAACUCGAGGGGAGCGAAAACUGCAAAUCUGAUUACUUGGAAGUAAGAGAUGGGGCGACCGCAGCGUCGAAGUUAUUCGGCAGAUACUGCAGUCAAUCGAUUCCAAGUGUUUUCAUUUCAACGGGCGAAAACUUGCUGGUGACCUUCGUCAGUGACGGCUUUUACCAGACCGAAGGCUUUUUGGGGAAUGUUGUCAGAGAAGAAAUAAAGUGAUCGAGAUGUUCAUCUUUUGCUGAGUGUUUCUGUUUAAAAUUGAACAUUGAAAAGUUACAAUUGCACCCUGAAGCUCUGUCAUUAUCUCUACGGAAUUCCCUGACAAAAGUUGUUUGAAAUAUUAUUUCAAGAGUCUCACCUGUUUUAGCAACACAAGAAACAAUUAUCUUUAGUACGUUAAGUCAAUCCCCCC